AAAAAGAAUUCAAAGAUUGCAUGAUAUGCCAAGAAAGGCAGGCAACCUUUUCUGGUGGCCAUUCACACAACACAAACUGGUUCCUGAAGAGACUAUUACUGUCAUUGACUCACGCUGUGGUGAGAAUUUUGCUAUACACAAGGUUUGGAAUGAUCAAGAGAUGAUCAUUCCACAGUUUGAUGCAUGUGCAAGUUGGUGGACUCAAGGGCCUGAUUCUAAUUUGCAAGUGGUUUCAGAUUGAACUUGCCAAAGACAUUGGAUAUUCUGCUGCAAGGUAUGGGCAUGUAAUGUUUCCGGAGAAUGUGUAUGAACCUGCGUUGCAAUGUGCUGAGCUUUUACUUGAUGGGGUUGGAAAAGGAUGGGCAUCUCGAACUUACUUUUCUGACAAUGGAUCUACAGCAGUUGAAAUUGCUCUGAAGAUGGCUUUUCGCAAAUACAUGUUGGACCAUUGCAUCAAUGCAGAUUUUCACAAGAUUAGUUCACUAGAAGGAUGUGUAGACCUCAAGGUCUUAGCUCUGACUGGAUCUUAUCAUGGGGAUACCUUGGGUGCCAUGGAAGCUCAAGCUCCAUCAUCAUAUACAAGUUUUAUUCAGCAGCCAUGGUAUUCAGGAAGAGGUCUUUUUUUGGAUCCUCCUGAGUGCUUUAUUACCAAAGGAAACUGGCAUCUUUCUCUACCUGAUUGUCUAAAAUCAGUCCAUGUGAAGCUGGAAGCCACGAGAUUUUACUCGUGUAGUGAAUUGCUUUGCCCAAGCAGGGAUUCUUCAUCUAUUGCUCAUAUUUACUCCAAUUAUAUAUCAGAACAAUUGUCUUCUUUUUCUGCAUCUAACCACUCCUCACAGAUUGGAUCACUAAUCAUUGAGCCAGUUAUACAAGGUGCUGGUGGGAUGCACAUGGUGGAUCCACUUUUCCAGCGGAUCCUUGUUAAAGAAUGCCAGUCACGUAAAAUUCCUGUUAUAUUUGAUGAAGUAUUCACAGGGUUUUGGCGACUUGGAAGAGAGUCUGCUGCUGAAUUACUAGGCUGUUGGCCUGAUGUGGCAUGUUUCGCUAAAUUGAUGACUGGAGGAGUUGUUCCAUUAGCUGCAACUUUAACUACUGAAUCUAUUUUUGAAGCAUUUGAAGGUGACUCAAAGCUUAUGGCACUUUUGCAUGGUCACUCUUAUUCUGCUCAUGCUGUGGGUUGCGCAUCAGCUGCAAAAGCUAUCCCGUGGUUUAAAGAUCCGUCCACAAAUCCAAAUAUUGAUAGUGAACGAAAAAUACUAAAAGAGUUGUGGGACAUGAAACUUGUUCAGACUAUAUCUGCUCUUCCUGGAGUAGAAAGAGUAGUAGUUAUUGGGACUCUAUUUGCUUUUCAACUCAAAUCUGAUGGCUCUGAUGCAGGAUAUGCUUCAUUGUUUGCGAGUUCCCUGGUCCAACAGCUUCGUGCAGAUGGUCUUUACAUAAGGCCUCUUGGGAAUGUCAUUUACCUCAUGUGUGGCCCAUGCACAUCGCCACAUUUCUGUACCGAACAACUUCACAAAGUACAUCGUAGAAUUUGUGAAUUCAGCAAACCUCAUAUUGAAGAAUGAAGUUGUGAAAAAAGGGGUACCGGAGCAAGCAUUCUCAUUGUUCGAAUAACCCUACCUUCAUGAGGAACCUCUUUGUGCUGGUAGUCAUGUCACUAAAAAGUGAUAUAUCUAAAAUACUGAAUGAGAAAAUACGGAUGCUAGCGUAGAUGUUGGAGGACACAACUAUAUAAUAACUGAUUUGUUUUCAACCAGAAUUUUGAUGCA
This is a messenger RNA of Zingiber officinale, 1769 nucleotides long. RefSeq names its product bifunctional dethiobiotin synthetase/7,8-diamino-pelargonic acid aminotransferase, mitochondrial-like. Lineage: Eukaryota; Viridiplantae; Streptophyta; Magnoliopsida; Zingiberales; Zingiberaceae. The coding region runs from base 180 to 1565 and encodes 461 amino acids. Gene Ontology annotation, molecular function: dethiobiotin synthase activity; pyridoxal phosphate binding; S-adenosyl-L-methionine:8-amino-7-oxononanoate transaminase activity. The record is from RefSeq and is a predicted model, not a curated record. Gene Ontology annotation, cellular component: mitochondrion. The transcript is spliced from 12 exons. Gene Ontology annotation, biological process: biotin biosynthetic process.